Messenger RNA from Eimeria acervulina, 732 nucleotides. RefSeq names its product methionine aminopeptidase, putative. Lineage: Eukaryota; Apicomplexa; Conoidasida; Eucoccidiorida; Eimeriidae. The coding region runs from base 1 to 732 and encodes 243 amino acids. The transcript is spliced from 4 exons. The record is from RefSeq and is a predicted model, not a curated record.
AUGAACUUGGGUGUUCUUUCUGCGCCUCCCAAGUGGAGACUACCCGCGGCUCUCAGCAGCCGGUGCCUCUCUCCAGCAGCAGCAGCAACAGCAGCAACAGCAUCAGCACCAGCACGUGCAGCAGCAUCAAGAGCAGCACCAGCAGCAGCAACAGCAGCAGCAGCAUUUCCUGUGUUGAGGUGUAUAGGCAGGUUCUUCUCUUCUGCUGCAGGAGAAUUGCCAACUCCGCUCUUUUCAGGCGGCCGUCUCAAACCCCAGAAGCGGCUUUUCGCCCCAACGCUAACAGAAGGUAAAUAUGCGGUGCUGCCCGCCCACGAAAUUCCGCGGGGCCUCCGUCGCCCUCCCUACGCUGUUGCAGCAGAUGGGAGGCCUCAGACACCUACUGCUGCUGCUGCUGCUGCUGCUGCUGCUGGUGAUGCUGCUGCUGGAGAAGAAGAUGGAGAAGAAGAGUUGUUUAAAGACCCACUUAAUUGGGCUGUUGACGAGGCGGGUGAAGUUCAGACAGCAGAAAAUAUCAAAAAAAUACGCAAAGUUUGCGAAGUUGCUGCUGCCGCCCUUCGCCUCGCAGUUAAUAACGCCAAACCCGGAGUAACUACGGAGGCAAUUGACGGCGCUGUUCAUCGCUUUUUGAUUUCGCGCGGUGCUUAUCCGGCCGCGGAGUGCUUGGAGGUGGCCAUUCGGUCUGUUAAGCCAGGAAGGCCCAUAGGGGAAGUAGGCAAAGUCAUUCAGUGA